Molecule: messenger RNA, 1476 nt
Organism: Cicer arietinum (chickpea)
Lineage: Eukaryota; Viridiplantae; Streptophyta; Magnoliopsida; Fabales; Fabaceae
Product: protein RICE SALT SENSITIVE 3-like
Source: RefSeq, a predicted model, not a curated record
GUGGGUACCAAUUUACAUAUUAUUGAACAUUUUGGUCCUUUUUAAUCUUGCUAUUACUCCCUACACUAUCCUCACUCUCCUCUCUCUUUGAACAAUGGAAAAUGGAUUACCUUUACUUCAUUGUCUCUUGCAGCAUACCCUAAGAACAAUUUGCUCAUUUCCUAGUUCUUCAAAUUCUUCCAAAUGGGUGUAUGCUGUCUUUUGGAGGAUAGUACCAAGAAAUUUUCCUCCACCAAGGUGGGAAUUUGGAGGAACUUCUCUUGAUCGCUCCAAGGGAAAUAAAAGAAAUUGGAUUAUUGUAUGGGAAGAUGGAUUCUGUGAUUUUAAUGAAUGUGAGCAAAGGAGGAUUGCCAAUGGAUACUUGAAUGACAAAUUUGGAGCUGAUGUAUUCUUCAAAAUGUCUCAUGAAGUUUAUAGUUAUGGAGAAGGAUUAGUGGGAAAAGUUGCAGCAGAUAAUGGUCACAAAUGGAUUUAUAGGGACACUAAAAAUGGGUGUGAACCUAACUAUAUUGGUCAUUGGAAUGCUUCAAUUGAUCAUCAACCAAGGGCAUGGGAGUUUCAGUUAAAUUCAGGCAUUCAGACUAUUGCUGUCAUUGGUGUCAGAGAAGGCUUAGUACAACUUGGUUCAUUUAACAAGAUUGCCGAAGAUCUUGAUUUGGUUAUCAACAUACAAAGGAAAUUCAGCUACCUCCAAACCAUACCAGGAAUGUUUUCCAUUCAAAGACCACCAAACCUACCUAUCCAAAAUCCAUGCAUUACCAAACCCAAUUUCCAAAUUAUGGAAACCAAUGAAAUUUCUCAACAUAGCUUCAAUAAGAACGAAGUAACCAAACUCAAUAAUAAUAUGCAUGAUGAAAAAUCCAACUAUUUAUCCAUGUUAGCCAUAAACUUAGGUAGAAAUUCCUCACAAAUUGGAACAUCAUUGCCACCACCUCUUUGGUCAGCUCCACCUUCUUUGCCUAACAUGUCAUGCAAUCUUGGAGCAAUGAUUUCAACAUUUCCCACUCAAUCACAUAACAAUCUCACUCAACUUCAUGAAACCAAUAGGAUCAAUAACACAAGCCAGAAAGUGAAGAUUGAAGAGGGCACAUUUCAUGUUGCUAGUUAUUAUGGAGAUCAAAAAGGAAAUGUGGGGUGGUCCUAACCUAUAAAGUACAGCAAAGGUGAGACGGCCUCAAGGGAAUAAAGAAGAGCUUAAGAAAGGAUAGAAUGCAAGUGGGGUGGGACAAUGUGUCAGAGGUAUCCCUAUGAAGAGUGGUGUUCCAUUUUGUGGGCUGUUUUUUGAAAACGAAAUGCAAGAAAAGAGUGAUAAUUGAAAUUGUAAGUCUGCAUCAAGGUGCUGUAGGAGACAAUUAGUAUUUGCUCUUAUGGUCCCCAACACCCAACACUAUAAUGUUUUUAAUCCAAAAAUUCUAAGGUCUAUGAUUGAAUAAAUACAUACAUGAUAUAUGGACAUGUGCUAAAAUGACAUUGGGG